This is a messenger RNA of Dendronephthya gigantea, 1656 nucleotides long. RefSeq lists its product as uncharacterized. Lineage: Eukaryota; Metazoa; Cnidaria; Anthozoa; Malacalcyonacea; Nephtheidae. Gene Ontology annotation, molecular function: nucleic acid binding. The coding region runs from base 1 to 1656 and encodes 551 amino acids. The transcript is spliced from 3 exons. The record is from RefSeq and is a predicted model, not a curated record.
AUGACUGUUACACCAACCCCUGAUAAAAUUAUGAAAACUGAACAGGGUUGCAUGCUGCUUUUAAACAAACAGAACCCCACCAUUCAAGAGUUGGCUGAGGUUAUUGGGGUACUGGUAGCAAAUUUUCCAGGUGUGGAGUUUGGGCCAUCACACUAUCGUAAUUUGGAAAAAGAUAAAGUGUUAGCCCUUUCUGCCUCUAAAGGUAGCUACCAGGGACAUGUAAAUCUAUCUAAAAAGUCCCGUGAGGAAUUACAAUGGUGGUUAGAUAACAUAGCUACUUCCCAAAAGCAUAUAACACAUGGGAAACCCUCAAUUACCAUCCAGACAGAUGCUUCAAAAGCCGGAUGGGGUGCAGCAUGCUCUGAGAAAAAUACAGGUGGCCGUUGGUCAGCUGCGGAACAAGAGCAACAUAUUAAUGCCCUAGAACUCAGAGCUGCAUUCUUUGGGCUUAAAGCAUUUUGCCCUGGAAUGGGUGAUAAUCAUGUGAGACUAGAAUUAGAUAAUACCACAGCAAUAGCGUACAUAAAAAAUAUGGGUGGUUCCAAAUCAGAGGAUUUGAAUCAGCUUGCAUGCGAAUUAUGGGAUUGGUGUAUCACUCGCAACAUCUGGGUGUCUGCAGCCCAUAUACCUGGGGUUCAUAACAUUAUAGCUGAUAGAAGAUCUAGACAGUUUAAAGAUGAACAUGAAUGGCAGCUUAACAAGUUGUAUUUUCAGCAGAUACUAAUUAACUAUCCUAAUAUUAAUGUUGACUUGUUUGCAAGCCGACUAAAUCAUCAACUUGAGAACUAUGCCUCAUGGGAGCCGGACCCCUAUUAUGGACCAAGCGACAGGAAUAUUGGUGGCCCCACUUUGGCCGACUCAGGCAUGGUUCACACCCCUGUUGCAAUUAUUGCACAGUCAACCAUGGGUCCUCGACCAGCAUCUAGACACGAUGUUGAGCCAUCCACAGUACAAAACACACCCAAUCCCAAAGCUAAAGCUGAUAGUAUGCCCUGUAUCAGGGAAUCCCUGGCAAACUUCCAGCUAUCAGAAGAAGUUACCCAAGUUAUCAUGUCAUCAUGGCGAAGUAACACAAAAAAGCAAUACCACACUUACAUUACCAAGUGGUUGGACUUUUGUCAUCAAAGACAGGGUAAUCCAUAUAAACCGGAACUAAGUCAGGCAAUGAAUUUCUUACAAACACUCUACAAUGCUGGUCUCAGUUAUUCAGCCAUCAAUACAGCAAGGUCAGCUUUGUCUACAAUCAUUAACAUUCAUGGAUCAGAAACAUUUGGUACGCAUCCUCUUGUGUCCAGAUACUUAAAGGGAGUCUUUCUGACCAGAAAGCCGGUGCCAAAAUAUAACACUGUAUGGGAUGUUGACAAAGUUCUUACAUACCUCAAAACACUUACACCUAAUAAGGAAAUACCAUUAAAGGAAUUGACACUUAAAUUGGUUAUGUUGUUGUCAUUGGUAACUGCACAGAGGGGUCAGUCUAUUGUUAUGCUUGAUAUAACAGGAAUGACUCUCACCGAAAGUUCAUGCACAUUUCAACUCCUAGAACAUACAAAGACAAGUCGACCUGGAAACUCUGGCCAAUGUAUAAGGUUUUCAAGAUUCACCCCUGAUGCAAUCAGAAUCUCAAUCAAACUUCAACUUACAGUGUUUAUUUAUUGA